This is a messenger RNA of Ambispora leptoticha, 408 nucleotides long. Lineage: Eukaryota; Fungi; Glomeromycota; Glomeromycetes; Archaeosporales; Ambisporaceae. The record is from the annotation of a GenBank genome assembly.
AUGGUGACACUUGCGCAUCAAAAAGCUAAAGAGUUUAUGUAUUAUCAUCCCUUGCCUUGUGCAACUCUUACACUAUGUGAACAAUGGAAAAACGGAGAUUGUCAAUUGACAUUAUUUCCCGAACUGCUCGAAUUUCUGCAUAAUUAUCAUUUAGGGCGAAAACCUGUUUUCAAAGUUUUUAAUCUACGUCUGUCUCUACGGAAAUACGAAAUAAAAUUUUUGAUAGCUGACUUCUUUACUUUAGCGGAAAUCGGUGUGUAUAUCAACGAAGAAUGGAAUUUGUUGUUUGGCGGAAAAAAGUGUGAACUUGGGAGACUCGGUGAGCUUGGGACGGAUGCAAUAAAAUCUGGGGUUAUCGUUGAUAGAGUAAGACAAGGCAAAGAGUUUACCCAGUUAAAGGGAAUAUAG